AUGAUGACACGUGUGGUUGUUCGUGACAAAGAGGCAUUGGGAAUCACAAAGGAUAGCCAGCUGCAAGGAGGAAUUGUAGAGCAGCGGUUAUGCGAGGUACGUGUGCGGAGCAUUGCAGUGCAAACACCACCCAGUACACGUGGCAUCAUCGUCUUAGCUGACAUAAUAGUGGAAUUGAAACCUAGUCAAAUAGACCUAAAGCCUAGAACAACCAAUGAACCAACAACCUAUAACAAAAUGCCUAUUGACCAAAAGAACCCCAAGCCCAAUUUAGAGCUUCUAGACCCUUCACGAAAACAAACCCAUGAAACUGACCCAAUAGAUUCAAAGCCUAAAGCAGCCAACAACCCAAUAGCUCAGAAUCUAAGCCAAAACCAGAAAGAAGAUAAACACCCAACCCAAUUCUCCCAAAUCAAUCAAAUUCUUGAUCUCUGCAUGGCGAAAGUGUUUCAUAAAAUGUCCCUAAAACGAACUACUCAGGGAGGUAGUAACGAGGGAAAGGCUUUCGAAACCUAG
Molecule: messenger RNA, 516 nt
Organism: Ilex paraguariensis (yerba mate)
Lineage: Eukaryota; Viridiplantae; Streptophyta; Magnoliopsida; Aquifoliales; Aquifoliaceae
Source: the annotation of a GenBank genome assembly